Funneliformis geosporum is the source of this 194-nucleotide messenger RNA. The record is from the annotation of a GenBank genome assembly. NCBI's taxonomy places the organism in Eukaryota, Fungi, Glomeromycota, Glomeromycetes, Glomerales, Glomeraceae.
GACUUGAAAGCAAUGUUUACGCUUUAAAAUGGGAAGAUUUAUAUUGCAUUUUUAAAGAAUUAGAAAGAAAAUUAAAGAAGACUGAAGAAAAUAUCAAAGCUUUGAAUUUACUAAAUGUAAGAAUUAAAAGGAGGAAUUUAAGUAUAGAUAUCACAUCUGAACUCAACUUAAAUAGAACAUCAGAAAAACUUUAA